Messenger RNA from Saccharomycopsis crataegensis, 1488 nucleotides. RefSeq names its product Git1p (gene GIT1). The record is from RefSeq and is a predicted model, not a curated record. Bases 1 to 1488 code for a protein of 495 amino acids. Gene Ontology annotation, biological process: transmembrane transport. Lineage: Eukaryota; Fungi; Ascomycota; Saccharomycetes; Ascoideales; Saccharomycopsidaceae. The transcript has a single exon. Gene Ontology annotation, cellular component: membrane. Gene Ontology annotation, molecular function: transmembrane transporter activity.
AUGAGCUUGCCUGAGAAAAAUCAAGACUACACAAAAGAAAUCGCCGACGAACACAUCGAGGCCAUCAAUUCUGAUCCUCAAGAACUCGUCUAUGAUCCGGAGGCCAGAAAAGAUCGUUCCAAGACCAGAACUACCUCUGAUAUCAUCACCAUCGUUGCUUCUGGGUUUGCUUUGAUCAGUGAUGGUUACCAGAACAAUGUAAUGUCCAUGUUGAACAAAGUCUAUGCUGUCCAAUACCCACAUUACUACAAAUCUGACGUCUCUACUAGAGUCUCCAACGCUUCGCUUGUUGGUACUAUUUUGGGGCAAGUUGGUAUGGGGUUCUGCUGUGAUUACAUGGGAAGAAAAUGGGCUAUUGUCACCGCUACCUUGUUGCUUGUUAUUGGUACUAUUCUUUGUGCUGCCUCCCAUGGUGUCACUGUUGAAGGUAUGUUUUGGAUGUUGACAGUGUUCCGUGGUAUGACUGGGUUAGGGAUCGGUUCUGAAUAUUCUGCUUCCACCGUCAGUGCCAAUGAAGCCGCCAAUGAAUCGGUCAAGCGUCGUGGUGGUGUGUUGGUCUUAGUGACAAACUUGCCAUUGUCUCUUGGAGGUCCUUUUGCCCUUAUCAUCUUUUUAAUUGUCUAUUCUAUUUGUGGUUCCCAACACUUGGAUGCUUUAUGGAGAACUCUUUUUGCCAUUGGUGCCUUCUGGCCAUUAUCAGUGUUCUAUUUCCGUUAUAAGAUGGCCACUUCUACCCUUUACAAGAAAAAUGCCAUCAAGAAAAGAGUCCCAUACUGGUUGGUGAUCAAAUAUUGUUGGAAACGUUUGCUCGGGGUUUGCCUUUGUUGGUUCCUUUAUGAUUUCGUCACUUUCCCAAAUGGUAUCUUCUCUGGUAGUAUUAUUUCCUCCGUCCUCAAAGAUAGUAAAGAUUUGAAGAAAAUUGCGGAAUGGAACCUUCUUCUUGGGAUCAUUGCCAUUCCUGGGGUCAUUGUCGGGGCUUACUUGAUCGACGUUAUCGGUCGUAAAUACACCCUUAUGCUUGGAUUCAUGGGAUACCUUAUCUUUGGUCUUAUCAUCGGAUGUGCUUAUGAAAAAAUCUCCAAAAUUGUGCCAUUGUUCAUUGUGUUUUACGGGUUGAUGAACUCACUUUCCAAUAUGGGUCCUGGGGAUAACUUGGGUGUUGUGGCAUCGGAAUCCUUUCCUACUGCGGUCCGUGGUACUUGUUACGGUUUUGCUGCUGCCAUUGGUAAAGUUGGUGCGGUUGUUGGCACCCAAACUUUCCAGCCAAUUCGUGACAAAUUGGGGGCCAGAUGGACUUUUAUCAUUGCCGCAUUGUGUGGUGUCAGUGGUGUCAUUGUUGCUGCUCUUUUUGUUCCACAUUUGAAGGAAGAUGAUUUGUUGGAAAAUGAUAUCAAGUUCAACAAUUAUUUGAUAGAACAAGGAUGGCACGGUCAUUUGGGUUCUGAUGAAUCUGAAAGCACAGUGAAUGAAGAUGAAUUAUCAAAAUGA